This is a messenger RNA of Eremothecium sinecaudum, 654 nucleotides long. It is a transcript of the gene TRP1, whose product is annotated as phosphoribosylanthranilate isomerase TRP1. Gene Ontology annotation, biological process: L-tryptophan biosynthetic process. The record is from RefSeq and is a predicted model, not a curated record. The transcript has a single exon. Gene Ontology annotation, molecular function: phosphoribosylanthranilate isomerase activity. NCBI's taxonomy places the organism in Eukaryota, Fungi, Ascomycota, Saccharomycetes, Saccharomycetales, Saccharomycetaceae. Bases 1 to 654 code for a protein of 217 amino acids.
AUGGAAGAGAACAUUAUCAAGAUAUGUGGUUUGCAAACUGUCGAAGCGGCAGAAGCCGCUAUACUGGCCUCUGCUACACACUUGGGUAUGAUAUGUGUCCCUAACCGUAGAAGAUCUGUUCAACCUGAUGUGGCUAAGGCUAUUUCGAAGCUUGUACAUGAUAUGGACACUUCUAAGAAGACCAAGGUUGUAGGUGUGUUUCAAAACCAAACUAUAGAGUAUGUGGAAAACAGUAUUAAUGAAUACAGAUUCGAUGCCAUACAGCUACAUGGCUCUGAGGAUUGGAAGGCCUUUAGAGCUCACUUCCCUAAAGAGGUUACCAUCAUCAAGCGCUUUGCCUUCCCACAAGACUGCGAAGAAAUGCUGGAGUUCCAGAAAACGGCCGAGAACUGUUACGUUCUCCUCGAUUCUGAAGUUGGCGGUACAGGAGAGCUCUUGGAUUGGAACGCAAUAUCCGAGUGGUCGUCUAUGCAUCCCGGGUUCAAGUACGUUAUUGCGGGGGGGUUAACUCCGGACAAUGUUUCAGAAGCGAUGAGAUUGCCAGGUGCAAUUGGUGUCGACGUAAGCGGAGGCGUGGAAGUGCAAGGACAAAAAGACAUUUUGAAGAUUCGCAAGUUUAUCGAAAAUGCGUAUUCUAGCAUCCAGAAAACAUAA